CCUGCAGGUCCUCCUCACCCUGUCAGCUGAGCAGAGAUGUUACAAAUAAAAAACCGCAUGAGAUACAGCGUGCCGGGCGUCGCCGCCGCGAGGUUGUUUUCUUCCAGUCCCGCCAACAACCCCGUCGUGUUUCUGGAGAUCGAGGCCGACAGUGAGCCUCUGGGAAGAAUAACCAUUGAGUUGAAUGCAGAUGUAGUGCCAAAGACUGCAGCAAACUUCAGAGCUCUGUGCACCGGGGAGCCUGGCUUUGGUUACAAGGGAUCUGUGUUUCACAGGAUCAUACCUGAGUUCAUGUGUCAGGGGGGAGAUUUCACCAACCACAAUGGCACAGGAGGGAAAUCUAUAUAUGGGAAGACCUUCAGGGAUGAAAACUUCAAAUUAAAACACACGGGUCCAGGAACACUUUCCAUGGCAAACUCAGGGCCAAACACAAACGGCUCCCAGUUCUUCAUCUCUACCACUAAAACUGAAUGGCUUGAUGGUAAACAUGUGGUGUUCGGGCAGGUGAAGGAAGGUAUGGACGUGGUCACUAAGAUGGAAUCCUUUGGUUUACAUGACGGUGGUGUGAUUAAGAAAAUUGUCAUUACUGACUGUGGGGAGAUUAAAUAACACUCAAGAUCACAUAUGGACAUCUGAAGGAUGACUCAGCAUACAAGCAGUUGGUUUUUUUUUUUUUUUAAGCUACUUUAAAGGAGGAACUGCCACAAGUGAUUCUGUUCUUCACCAAAAGCAGAUAUUUUUUCUGCCCAUUGAGAUUUUAUGUUGUGUUUAAAAGUUGGAACCUGACCAAUCAACUUUGUGUACAAGCACUAAAUCACCUGCUAUGCAAAAUGUUCUUAUUGUGCAAUUAACUCUCCAUUAACUGCCAAAUAAAAUGACCGUUUUCAGAUUUUA
Centropristis striata (black sea bass) is the source of this 894-nucleotide messenger RNA. RefSeq names its product peptidylprolyl isomerase Fa (gene ppifa). The transcript has 6 exons. Gene Ontology annotation, molecular function: peptidyl-prolyl cis-trans isomerase activity. NCBI's taxonomy places the organism in Eukaryota, Metazoa, Chordata, Actinopteri, Perciformes, Serranidae. Gene Ontology annotation, biological process: protein peptidyl-prolyl isomerization; protein folding. Bases 37 to 609 code for a protein of 190 amino acids. The record is from RefSeq and is a predicted model, not a curated record.